[Torrubiella] hemipterigena is the source of this 2497-nucleotide messenger RNA. Lineage: Eukaryota; Fungi; Ascomycota; Sordariomycetes; Hypocreales; Clavicipitaceae. The record is from the annotation of a GenBank genome assembly.
GUCGUCGGCGAUAAGAACCUGGCCAAAGUGCGCAAAGGAUGCGGGCGUAAAUGGGCCACUGGGGUAUUUCCGCCCAAUGCUGGCACGGGUCGCGAGUCGUGAGUAAGCGCUACGCCUCCUCUGGCCAAAACUUUGUGGGCGAUGCGACGGCGGUAUGACAGGUCCUAUGGUCUAGUUUUUGUCCCUUUUCUGGCCUUUUUUUUUGCUUUCACGCAAAAUACUCACCCAAUAGAAGAAGAAAAGAAAAAACACGGCAGCCUGAUAUCCCGGCACUUGCUGCUGCUGCGCCGCACACGAGACCAGUCUACCGCGAGUCGGCGAGUUCUAUUCUGGGAAUAGCCUCACCUUGGGAAGAGGGGCUGUGGCCACACCACUACCAACUAGUUUUUGGUGAAGGAGUGGAACGUGCGUAGCGGUGCGGAUCCGGCCUGCAGCGGCUCCGGUUUUUCUCACAAACAAGGCUGGGCGCCAUCCGCCCCAAAACCCACGAAAAGCCAACUCCUCAUCUCCAUCUCCAGAUCGGCCCCAAUCAAGGGAUAAACGAAGCAGAACGAGGCGCCAUGGCCAUGACAAUGACCCAGACGCAGACCCAGGCGACGACGGCCUUUGAUGCCGAGCUGGGCAAGAAGAGAGUCAAGCGAUAUGCUCCCAAACUCAGGACUGGAUGCAUGGUUUGCAGACAACGAAGAAUAAAAUGCGACGAAACAAAACCAGAAUGCCGCCGAUGCAUGAUCGGCAAUAGACCAUGCCAUUAUAGCCCUACACAACGAAAGAAGAAAUAUCCGCCUACACCGCCUCUUCCACCAAGCAGCGUCAAUAUCCUGCCUGCUCCUAUCCUCGCUCGCUCACCACCGUCUCUUCCUCAGUUCAACGGCACCUCCGAUGUCCGCGACCUUAUCUCACUCAUGCCCAUGGCCUCGCUGGGCGGCUUUGUCCAGCGCUCACCGUACGACUGGGCCGCGUGCAUGCGAAGCUACAGUCAGCGAAUGAACACCUACGUCUUUGAACUGCCCAUGCGAACGGGCUACCACCCUGUACUUGAUGGAGCUGUGAAAUGUGUGGCUGCGGCGUUGAAAUGCCGUUUAACAAAGGGCAUGGAGACCACGCCGUUUGGGUUGGAGACGCUACAGUUUUACGAGAGUGCGCUACAAACGCUCCAGAGAGCGCUGGAUGAUCCGGUAGAAUCCCUAGCCUCGCAUACGCUAUGUGCUACGCAGCUGCUAUUUUUGUUUGAGGCACUAGCCCAGGAUAUCAAGAACGCAUCUAUCUAUCAUGCAUCGGGGGCGUCUCGCCUAAUCCACCACCGCGGCGCCGAGAGAUUCGAGACGGCGUUUGACAAGGCUCUGCUGGUUGCCCAUGCGCCCGUGCUUAUUGCCGAGUGCUGUGGCACGGCUACGCACUGCUUCUUUGAGGCCCCGUCCUGGCAGCAGGUCUUUGAGGACUGCUUGGACCCCAACUCGGGCGUUCCUAUUACCGAUGAAUCUGUCAUUCGCAGUAUUGCCAUCCGAUGCUUGGCCCCAGGAGCUGAUGUUGACGCCACGAAUAUUAUCCUCAACGAGAGAGACGAUGUAGAGAAGCGUGCAGAGGUCUUGGCCAAUGUGUCCAAGUGCUUGGACGGUAUCUGGAACUGGCUGGAUAGAUAUGGAGCGUACUCAUUCAACCCGUUCCACGCUGACGGCACACCCGUGACGGAUAUCCUUCAGGGUGAGGACCGUUUGCCGGGUAAGCGUCUGGACAUGAUUGUGCUGCACGAUGCCAACAUCCUGUUUCUCAGCCGCAUGGCUGUUGGUCUCGGCCACCCGGAUGCCGUGACAGUGGAGCGACGAGCCCGUGAGCUUGCUGAGGGCAUGGUGUCGGGCUUCACAAAUGAGCAGGUAGCCGCUUACAAUGUACGCCCCAACGCUGCACAGGCGGCAUCUGUACUGCUUUGUUUAAGAGUGGGCAAGAUGUUCUUGCAAAACUCGAACACGUGGAUGGAAUUUGCAGCACGCAACGACCGUCUUGUGGCAGAGGGCAAGCCGCGUGAGCUGUGUGAGCCCGACCUGCUCAUGAGCUUCUUGUCGCCGCUGGGAUACUCGAACCCACGGGACCAGAAGCACAAGAUUCAAUAAAGGGGACGUUGUAAGUGAUGGUGGCGGUGGCAGUGACUCGAAGUCUGUAUGAUUUUCACGAAAUGUACCACGGCGUAUACACAUAGGAUUUCUCUUCUCUUUUUUUUCUCAGACGGCUUCUCCUUUCCAUCUUUUUUGCCUUUUUCUUUUUGUCGGUUCGUUUGAUCUGCAAGAACCUCUCUUGGCCGGAGCACCUCGUUUCUUUUUUUGUUUUGGUUUCUUCAUGCCCACGGGCAUAAAUGACACGUUAGUAGUCUUGGGCGAGCUGGACUGGGCUGGACUAUAGAAGUGGGCGGUUAUCAAUGUACACAUAUAGCUAUACACAUGUAAGCUAUUCCUAUAGAUAUACAUAUACACGGUAUAUAUGCAAACACACCUUUCCCAAA